Messenger RNA from Corticium candelabrum, 1919 nucleotides. Its product is annotated as protein CBFA2T1-like. Gene Ontology annotation, cellular component: nucleus. The record is from RefSeq and is a predicted model, not a curated record. The transcript is spliced from 9 exons. Gene Ontology annotation, molecular function: transcription corepressor activity. Bases 129 to 1775 code for a protein of 548 amino acids. NCBI's taxonomy places the organism in Eukaryota, Metazoa, Porifera, Homoscleromorpha, Homosclerophorida, Plakinidae. Gene Ontology annotation, biological process: negative regulation of DNA-templated transcription; DNA-templated transcription.
UCCCGGCAUCUUAUUGUGACGAAAGCGUACGCUACGUUCGCACCGAGCGACGAAACGAGAUAUCAUCGAUUGUCGUGUAGUGGGGCCCCACAACGUGACUUGCCGUUUCGGAUCGGAUUUUCUCGCGUAUGAUGGCGACUACGUCACCAGCUGGCGAUUUAUCGCAGCCGUAUAUGGUUGGGACGCGUAGUGGUGUCGUUCCAGCUGGUUCACACGGUGUUCCAAUAGUCGCUGAAGUUCGCUCCUUGUGCUCGCCAUCGGGCGCAGUUCCGGCCGCGUCUUCCGCGCCGCGUCAUUCAUCCUCACCCCCCGGGCAUGCGUCGGACCUCGUCCCACCGGUGGCGGGCGCGCGACAGUUAGCCAAGUUGAAGCGCUUUCUGACGUCGAUACUGCAAUACGCGCACGACAUCUCACCGGAUAUCGGCGACAAAGUGCAAGAUCUCGUCGUUCGUGUGCUGAAUUCGCUGAUAACUCCCGAGGAAUUCCACAAACAGUUCCAGGAAGUCACCAACUUUCCUCUCCGUUCGUUCGUCUUGCCUUUUCUCAAGCAAAAUUUGAGUCUGUUGGCUAAGGAGCUACUGCAGGUGUCCGGCAGUGGCAGGUCGGCGAGUCUCGGUCAACGGUUUGUGCAGCAGGUGCAGGGAUCGCCUCGAGUCGGAGUGUCAUCACUGAACCUGUACGAUAAACGACCAGCAAGCAUUGCAGACGUCGACGCCCUAACUCCGGCUUCCGAGGAGCGAAGGAACAUAAUGGACACAAAAGAAAGGUCAGCAGAUGCUCUCACUAAGGCAAUGGACUCACUAGCUCCACCGCCUAAGAAACCGAAACUCGUUGGGGAUGUUGCCUCUGGUCGAGAUCCACAGUCUCCUGUCACGUCUGUGACUGGAGGGUUGAGGACUGCCGUUGCUGUUGGAACGAGGGGAGGGAGUAGUUCGAUACCGAAUGGUACGGACGUGGGGAUAUUGUCGGGUGGAAAGCUUGUGGAGCCUCCUGAGUUGGGCAACAAGUGUGCGGACGACUGGCAGCAUAUUGACACUAUGUUGCAGUGUGUGAUGGGAAUGGUGGAUCGAACAAAGCGUGCCGUCGCCGUCUUGCAACAGAGAGCUCAAGCGGAUCGCGACGAGGUCAUUGGCUGGGCAAAACAGCAAGUCAACAAUGCAGAGCUGGAAGUGAAACGUAAAGCAGGAGAAGUGAUGGCCAAAGCAAUGAAACAAGCGGAAGAAUCCGUCCACGAAGUGAAGAAACGAGCAGAAGAUGCAGUAGCCGAUGUGAAGAGAACGGCAGUAGUUGAACUACAGAAGGCAGUCACGACAGCCGAAGGAAGGCACAAAGAGGCAAUGGCUGCUCUACAGGCUCAAAUGGAUAAUGGUAUUGCUGAAGCAAGAAGGCAGGCAGCGGAAGAAGCAUUCGAACUUGCCAAUCAGCAAGAAGACAGUACAGAGAAUUGUUGGAAUUGUGGUCGGAAAGCGAGCGAGACAUGUAGCGGAUGUAAUGUCGCUCGAUACUGCGGGUCAUUCUGUCAACACAAAGACUGGGACAAUCACCACCACGUCUGCGGGCAGGUAGUACACCCCCCUGAUCCUACCGAGUCCGGAGAGCAAAUUGUGAACGAGAACACAGCUGAGAACACAGCGGACAACAAGGACCAAACAGACAACCACGACAUGACGGGUCCCAAAGAGGCCGCUGCCGAAGAAACCGAAGGAAACACAAACACGGUGACCAGCAGCGAGGGACAAACGAAGACAGUCAACGAGUUCCCCGUCCAUUCAUAACGUUCAUCUAUCACUUGAGUUAACAGUUUUGAUUUGGAGACAUCAAAUACAGAGUUACUGUUUUGCUAACGUAAUAUUUCACUCAUUUAUCACACGGAAAUACGACAAGGAGGGAAAGUUGUUAUAAUAAAUCACGUUUGCCUA